This is a messenger RNA of Harpegnathos saltator (Jerdon's jumping ant), 3706 nucleotides long. RefSeq names its product acetyl coenzyme A synthase (gene AcCoAS). Lineage: Eukaryota; Metazoa; Arthropoda; Insecta; Hymenoptera; Formicidae. Gene Ontology annotation, molecular function: acetyl-CoA synthetase activity; AMP binding. The record is from RefSeq and is a predicted model, not a curated record. The transcript is spliced from 10 exons. The coding region runs from base 1 to 2034 and encodes 677 amino acids.
AUGGCGGAUAAAAUAUACUACCCCAAUCCGGAACUCGCGAAGACAGCCCAUUGCAGUAGUAUGGAGCAAUAUAAGCAAAUGCACGAGAGAUCGAUUAAAGAUCCGGUGAAAUUUUGGGGCGAGAUCGCCAAGCAAUUUUACUGGGAAACGCCGGCGAUCGAGGAGAAGUUCUUCUCGUACAAUUUCGAGCUGAGUAAAGGUGAUAUUUUUAUAAAAUGGAUGGAGGGAGCAUCGACGAAUAUAAGCUUCAACUUACUGGAUAAGAAUGUGAAGAGCGGUAACGGUGAUAAAAUUGCAUUUUAUUGGGAAGGAAACGACCCGGAUGAUUAUUCACGACUGACUUAUAGAAAAUUGCUCGAGGAAACAUGCAGGUUCGCAAACGUUCUCAAGUCGAAAGGAAUCUCCAAGGGCGACCGAGUGGUGAUUUACAUGCCGAUGAUCUUAGAACUUCCAAUCGCGAUGUUAGCUUGCACGAGGAUAGGAGCGAUUCACAGUGUGGUGUUCGCAGGUUACUCUUCCGACUCAUUGGCGGAACGUAUACUCGACUCGAAAGCCAAAGUUCUGAUCACUACGGAUGGCGUGUGGCGAGGCGAGAAGUUACUUCUGUUGAAAAAUAUCUGUGACGAAGCUUUGGACAAAGCCAAAAAACAAGGUCACCAGCUCGAAAGUUGUAUCGUCGUCGCACAUCUGAGGAGACUCAGUUGUCCCCAGGGUAAGAUGAACGUAGUGAAUGGUACCAGCAACGGGGGCGGUGCUAUGGAGACCAAUGUCUCUUGGGACGACGAUCGAGACGCUUGGUGGCACGAUGAGAUGGAAGACGCGGAAGCGAGCUGUUAUCCGGUCUGGAUGGCCGCCGAGGAUCCGCUCUUUAUCCUUUAUACGAGCGGAUCUACCGGAAAGCCGAAAGGCGUUCUUCACACCACCGCGGGAUACUUGAUCUACGCAGCUACGACUUUCAAGUAUGUGUUCGACUACCACCCGAGUGAUAUCUAUUGGUGUACCGCCGACAUUGGCUGGAUUACGGGACAUACUUACGUUGUUUACGGUCCAUUGGCAAACGGCGCAACGUCCGUCAUAUUCGAAGGUACGCCCUUCUAUCCGGACAACGAUCGAUACUGGUCAAUCGUCGACAAGUAUAAGGUCACGCAAUUUUAUACGGCGCCAACGGCUAUCAGGUCACUCAUGAAGUUCGGUGACGAGCACGUAAAGAAACACAGCCUAUCCACACUUAAGGUGCUCGGCUCAGUGGGUGAGCCGAUCAACAGCGAAGCUUGGCUCUGGUUUUACAAUCUCAUUGGCCACAGGAAGUGCAGCAUAUCGGAUACUUUUUGGCAAACAGAAACCGGCGGUCACGUAAUCACACCGUUACCUGGUGCCACGCCUAUGAAGCCAGGUUCUGCGACGUUUCCCUUCUUCGGAGUUCUGCCAGAACUUCUCGAUGAAGACGGUCGCGUGAUCGAGGGCGAAGGAGAAGGAUACCUUGUCUUCAGUCGGCCGUGGCCGGGCAUGAUGCGGACCCUCUAUGGCAAUCAUCAACGUUUCCAAAACACGUACUUCGAUCGAUUCAACGGUUUUUACUGCACGGGUGAUGGUGCGAGGCGCGACGCGGACGGAUAUUUGUGGGUGACAGGUCGUAUCGACGAUAUGCUGAAUGUUUCUGGUCACUUAAUGUCAACGGCCGAAGUAGAGAGUGUGUUGGCGGAACAUUCUUCAGUAGCUGAAGCCGCGGUAGUCAGCAAAUCACAUCUUGUGAAAGGUCAAUGCCUUUACUGUUUUGUAACGCCUACGGCGGGAAGAACGUUCGACGAGAAAUUGCAAAUCGAGCUUAAAAAGAAAGUGCGCGAAAGGAUCGGUCCGUUCGCCCAACCGGACGUCAUUCAGCAUGCUCCAGCCCUACCGAAGACAAGAUCCGGCAAGAUCAUGAGACGUAUGUUAAGAAAGAUCGCAGCGGGCGACAGGAACAUCGGAGACACCUCAACGUUAGCUGACGAGAGUGUCAUCCAGCUUCUUUUCGACUUAAGGUCGUGUGUUUAAGAUAAGCAUCUCGCGCUUCUAUUUUAGAGAGAGAACGAGAUUUUAGAAAGAAAAAUUUUUUCUCAUUUUUCGCAUCAUUCGUUCAGUGAAUAUAUAGAAAAUGUAUCGCACGAUUUCUGAAUAAUAUCUUAACACUUUGACGGCCGCACAUUUCACGAAAAAAUUUGCUCUUGCCGCCGGCGUAUAAUGUCGAAAACUACUGGCUGCCGCCAGUACCUUUUUUAAGCUUUGUUACAAAUUGAAGGCAUGCUGUUGACACGAUGUUGCGAACUCAGACAUAAUUAGUAGUUAGUAAGUAAAAAGGCGUUAUUAUUUCAGUAAUAGAUUUGCCAUCUUUCUGACUAUAAUUUCACUUCCACCGUCUCAUUCUUCAUCAGUGUUAUCUGAUACCUGAUCACUAACAUUUGAUAGGUUAUCAGCAUACACCCUGUUGUCUCUUACAGAAAAAAAAAAAUACUCAAAUAUUGAAUAUCUAUACUUAAUUAUUCAAAUUUACUCUCAAAUAUAGAUACUCUCAAAUAUAGAUAUAUACACUCAAAUUUGAGUAUAUAUAUUCAUUUUCAUACAUUUUUAAGAGUAUUUUUUUUAAGUUUAUAAAUGAAGUUUUUGAAUUUUUAAACUAAAUCAACUCACGUAUAUGUGAAGUUGGCCGAUAACUGUUGGUUCAGUGAUCUCAAGUAUACGUGAGUCCGGCCGUCAAAAUAUUAAGGGUAAAAGUCACAAGUUACAUGUUGAACUGAAUUGUUUCACAUACUCGCACAACAUUGAGGACGCGAUUAAAUUCCAAGGUUUUAUCAUACGUCCAGUCAUAUUUGACGAAUGUACAAGGUAUAUAAGCGCGAGAUAAAGUUAUUAUUUCCAACCAAUUAAUCAAUUCUGGCAUUGUCACUAAGAGAAAGAGAGAGGAGGGGGGAAGAGAGAGAUAUUUCAGAGUGAGUAGAAUUGAUAUCGUUCUUCCUCCUCAAGAAGAAUCACGAAAGAGAUGAAAGAGACACAAUAUUGAAAGUAUAGCUUUACAGAUUUGUGGAGUUAUUGAAAUAGAGUUAAUCGAUUAAGUUAUUGAUCGCACUUCUCAAGUUGUGGCUGCGAUAUAUAUCUUACGAUAUGCUGACAAGUAGCAUAAGCGUUAUCUUUCUUUUGUUGUAAAUCACACGUUUUAAAUUAAUUGCAAAGAUAAAUAACGCUCCAUAUAGAUGACCGUUAUAAGUAGCGCAAAGGAUAAACAAAGUAUGCUGAUUGCACAAUUAUUUAUAAUCGUUAUUUAAGAAACAAGUGACACAUGACUAUAUGAUAUAUGUUAUUAUCUGCGGAUAUCGUAAAGAAAACGAAAUAUUUUGCUCUCUGCAAUUUCGAUAAAUAAGAUAAAGAGACAUUAUUUACGUACAUACACACAGGGUGUUCACCGCCGCCUAUUGUGUUUCCUUUUAGUCACGUAUCUUAUAACAAUUUUAAGAUAACAAGUCAUCCCUUCUGUUUGAAGAACAUGUGACUGAAAGAAAAUACCCGGCCGAGGUGUACGUACUUAUAAAUGAAAGUCGCCUCGUGUCUCCUCGACGGGGCACGUAACAUACAUAUCAUUCCUCGCGGAACAAAACAAUUUUAGGUGUGAUAUAAUAUGUGUACAUGUAUGUAGAUAUAAAAGCAAACGAAACGUAAGCAGUAGAUAUGGCUA